Messenger RNA from Penicillium malachiteum, 1287 nucleotides. It is a transcript of the gene fahA, whose product is annotated as fumarylacetoacetate hydrolase FahA. Gene Ontology annotation, biological process: L-phenylalanine catabolic process; L-tyrosine catabolic process; homogentisate catabolic process. The transcript has a single exon. Bases 1 to 1287 code for a protein of 428 amino acids. The record is from RefSeq and is a predicted model, not a curated record. Gene Ontology annotation, molecular function: fumarylacetoacetase activity. NCBI's taxonomy places the organism in Eukaryota, Fungi, Ascomycota, Eurotiomycetes, Eurotiales, Aspergillaceae.
AUGGCUUCGUGGCUUCAGAUUCCCAAGAACUCGCCAUUCUCCCUGGCCAACAUUCCAUUCGGUAUCAUCUCCACAUCAUCCGUCUCCCGCGUUCCUGCUAUUGCAAUCGGUGACUAUGCCUUGGAUUUGAGCACCUUUGCUACUGCUGGUGGUUUCGCUCCAUUGCCUGAGGUUCAAAAGAAUCUUGCCGUUUUCAACCAAACAACUCUGAACGACUUCGCCGAGUUGGGCCGUCCAGUACAUCGCCAGGUGCGCGAGUACUUACAGAAUGUAUUCAGCGCGGAUACCCGGUACCCGGAGAUACUCAAGGACAACGCAACCCUGCAGAAGGAAGCUCUUCUGCCUCGCUCAGGAGUGACCAAUCACGUUCCCAUGCAGAUUGGCGAUUACACCGACUUCUACGCUGGAAAGAAUCACGCUUAUAAUGUCGGAGUUCUUUUCCGAGGACAUGAGAAUGCUCUGCAGCCAAACUACACACAUCUCCCCGUCGCCUACCACGGACGUGCCUCAUCUGUCGUUCCUUCAGGUACACCUUUGCACCGACCAAGUGGUCAAAUCCUCGCCAACCCCGCCGCCAACCCCAAGGUUCCUGUCUUUUCUCCAUGCAAGAAAUUAGACAUUGAGCUCGAGCUCGCAGCUUUCAUCAGCAAGCCCAAUGAAAUGGGUAAACCCGUCUCUAUCGACGAAGCCGAGGAUCACAUUUUCGGUCUCGUUCUGAUGAACGACUGGUCCGCGCGUGAUAUCCAAGCAUGGGAAUACGUCCCUCUGGGUCCAUUCAACGCUAAGAACUUCGGCACAACCAUUACACCCUGGGUCGUUCUCAUCGAUGCACUUGAGCCCUUCCGUGCUACUGGAAUUGAGCCCGGAAAUCGCGAAUCCCUCCUCCCAUACCUGCGACAAAAGCGCCCCGAGAUUACCUAUGAGAUUCCUCUGGAGGUCGAGAUCACCAACAAGGGUGGUCAACCCACAGUGAUCUCGCACAGUAAUGCCCGCAACCUUCUAUACUCGUUCCCCCAGAUGGUUGCUCACCAUACCAUCACCGGAUGUAAUCUGCGAUCUGGUGAUUUGCUAGGCUCGGGUACUAUUUCCGGUACCGAGCCCAAGACGCAGGGUAGUUUGCUUGAACAGACUAAUGGCAAGACACCUCUGAUUCUGGCUGAUGGAUCUGAGCGUCUAUUCUUGGAGGAUGGCGAUACUAUCAUUCUGCGUGGUACUGCUGGUACAGAGGGUAGCUAUGUUGGAUUUGGCGACUGUGUCGGCACCAUUCUCCCACCUGUUUCUUUUUAA